AUGACUGAAAUUGCUUUUGAGCAUUUUGAUCCCGCGAUAGAGCUUUGCAGCGUGGAUGAAAAUGGUCGUCUUGUUCGCCCACGUAAAAAACCUGGUCGUAAACCAAAUCCACCUUCACCAGCACAACGCAAAGCUCAAAAUCGAGCAGCACAACGAGCCUUUCGAGAACGUAAACGGCGAGAAAUGAAAGAUGCUGAAUUCAAAGUACAGCGUGCUCUGUGCGCUCGGGACGAAGCUGUACGUGAAGCCAAAAAGUUGCGGAGACGAGUCAAGCAACUCGAGUUUGAAAACAACUUUCUCAGGGGUCACGUCUUGUCACUCAAAAUGGCAUGCUAUGCUAACCGCGUGGAUGUUGAUAAUUAUGUGCAUCGAGGCACACGCGAUUAUCUUGGCAACGAAAAGAUGCAGAAAUCAGCUGCGCGUGGUAUUCCUGCCAACCUUGAAUUCUUUCUCGAUCACGAUUAUCACGUUAUUUAUCUACAAGAUGAUUACAUCCCUCCUUCAAUCGACAAUAAUUCAUCCACCACGCAUUCUCCAGAACCAUCCUCUAUUGGAAGUGCGUCAUCACCAUCAUCCAUAAACACAACUUCAGCACCAAGCAGUUGCUCUUUCAACCCCUUUGAAGCACUUUUACUUUCACCAAAACUUUUGGCACGAGGACAACAUGCAAUGCCUGGCAGCUUUGAUGAUAUGAGCGAUCCUACUAUGAUGGAACCAUUACCACCCCUUGAUCUCACACAAACAGUGUCUGUACUUGCUCCACAACUUCAUCAGCUACAACAAGCCUAUAAUGGUCAACUCGUUGAUCCAAGCAUCAUUCAAGGUUUGGUUCACACUCAGAUGGUCUCUGGAUUAAUGGACCAAAUUACAAAGCCCGAUUUCACAAUCGACCAAAUCCCUCCAGAAUUAGCUGCUCUAAUUCCUUCAGAGUGGCGAUCAUCCCUUCAUGAUUACAGUGCUCGUACACCAUCACUCCAUACACAAACCAACAACAAACCACCAAGCGAAGAGAUUGCUGAAAUAUGGGAUCAACUUUUAAACCAACAACCUCUUCCACCCACAAAAAAGAGCCGUUGCACUAUUGGACCUGAUGGCGAACGCACCUAUCCACCCAUGACACCCAUCGAAUUUGUGGAGGAGUUACGUCUUAUUCCACGUAAGGACAAAAAGUUCCUUACGAUGUUUGAACCAACUGAACUACAACGCAAGGUGCCUCACGAUCUUCGUAUUGAUGUGAUCCCUGGUGCCGAUAUGCGUGAUCAAAUGAUUCUAUUCCAAGACUUUUACGAUGCCAAUGAGCUAUUCAGCUUUUUACUUGAUUCGGCCAUGUUUAUGGGUGGCUCCAUUGGUAACCAAGACCAUUGGUUUGUGCCUCCAAGCUUUUUACGCAAGUACUGGUUCCUGUGUCCUAGCAAAGUCCCUGAUCGGGUCGAUAAUUGUGUUGAAAUUGUUUUCUAUCUCGGUGAACGCAUGCGUGAGAUGAUGAUGACACGACAGCAAUUGUAUAUGGAACGUGAACGCUAUCCCAAUUACUUCCCAUCCAUCACCCCUCCUUCCAACAAGGCCAAUAUCGAGGAGAUUCAUAAUCAAGAUUCACCUAACAACAACGACAUGCUUAUUGAUCCACCACCACCACCAUUAUCAGCAGCAUCACCCGAUGGGGAUAACCAAUAUCAGGAUGAGACCGAUGAAGACACAGGGGAUACUGAGACGGACUCCAACAGCGACACGAGAUCUAUACCUGUCACCGAUGAUAUGCCUUUAGCCAAUGCACUCAAUAUCAUGGAGACCAUGCCAAGGUUCACAUCCAUUGGCACUUUACGAUGA
Messenger RNA from Lichtheimia ornata, 1827 nucleotides. RefSeq lists its product as uncharacterized. The record is from RefSeq and is a predicted model, not a curated record. Bases 1 to 1827 code for a protein of 608 amino acids. The transcript is spliced from 3 exons. Gene Ontology annotation, cellular component: RNA polymerase II transcription regulator complex. Lineage: Eukaryota; Fungi; Mucoromycota; Mucoromycetes; Mucorales; Lichtheimiaceae. Gene Ontology annotation, molecular function: DNA-binding transcription activator activity, RNA polymerase II-specific; transcription cis-regulatory region binding.